Molecule: messenger RNA, 1764 nt
Organism: Exophiala aquamarina CBS 119918
Lineage: Eukaryota; Fungi; Ascomycota; Eurotiomycetes; Chaetothyriales; Herpotrichiellaceae
Exons: 2
Coding region: 1-1764 (587 amino acids)
Biological process (GO): DNA-templated transcription
Molecular function (GO): DNA binding; zinc ion binding
Source: RefSeq, a predicted model, not a curated record
AUGCCGCAUAUCGAUUUAUUCAGUCUCAAUCCUAUUGCUGAGACUUUCAAUACACAACCUCCCUUUGGCUGGAUUUUUGACGACCUUCCAGAUGCCGUUUUCCCAACGCUACCAAGUUUUAGUAAUGCACCUGCUCUUGCUUCUUCCCAACCACUCCAGAAUACUGAGAUGCAGCCAUUCCGAACAACAGAAGACGUUCCUGGUGGCCUUGGACUUGGAAAAUUGGCUACAACCCCAGCCCCAGGCAAGGAUACUACAUCUUCAGAAGACCUUUGGUCUGGCGAUUGCACUCCCUUUCAUUCGCAACGCUCAGUGCUGCCGGAUUUUGGUAGGGUUGAUGAAACCCCACCUGCAGCAACUCAUUGUGCGUCUGUGCAAAUUACACCCUCUAUGCGGAUGAAAAUCCUAGAAAGUGUCCAGGGUCCCCUCAACUGUGGUGCUUGGCCAAAGGCCGAGUGGAACCCUGGCUCUACCCAAGAAGAGUACUACAUUACAGCCCAACUCCUUCAAGGAACGCAUGGAUAUUGCAGCGGCAGUAAGCGUCUCCUCGAGACUGCCGAGUGUUGGCGUAGUGCACUAGUUAAUACUGCCAAAUCCACUGGGCUUUUUAACUACGAGCCAGCUCAACAUCUGCUAUCCGAAUGUAAAAGUGCUGAGGAGCGUUGGAAAGUUUGGAUAGGCCAAGAGAGGCGAAGGCGUCUAUCAUGGGCGGUUUACGAAUAUGACUCGUCUGUUUCAUACUUACACAACAUCCGACCAUACGUCACUGUUGGGGACAUGAUUCUCGACCUCCCAAGUUCACCUCCUCACUGGGAAGCAGAGACAGCUUACUCUUGGGCGGCUUUACACCCAUGGGGUCCCGGCCCUAAAUACAGCGCGUUUCGAUCAACCAUCAGACACUUCUUCGACGGUACGGCUGAUCCACUUUCCAGACUCGAUGAAGAUAACCAGCGGUUACCGAUCAUGCUAACUUUGAUCCGCAUGCUUUGGACCGUUAAGGAAAUCCGGCGGUCGCCCAUUUGUGAUCUCAUCGACAACUCUCACUGGGUGAACGAUGCUAGGUCUCUUUUGAAAGGGAUUAACAUGUUCCAGGAAUCUAUUGUAUCACUCACGGCGUCCGCUAAAUGCACUGUAGACCAGAUUUUGCAGGCAGUACGCAGAGCUCAGAUGGUCCACCUUGCGCACUUGUACGGUGCAGGAGAUUUGCUGGAUUUAGUGUAUGUCAUGAUACGCCAGUCACCAGCCAGAGACACAGCCCAGGAGCGACUGCGGCAAUGGGCAAAGCAUGAUGCUCGAAGGGUCCGCCACGUUGCAUUCCAUGCUGCACAAAUCCUUGCCCUUGUGAGACACUGGCCAGGAAAUGCACCACUUGAGUCUUUUAAUGUGUUUCAUGCUGGUGUUGUCCUAUGUUGUAUGUGUGUCCUGUUACCGUCAAAUCAAACUUCUGAAGUGGUCUUUCCACGUGCUCGGGCGGAUGAUGCAGUUCGGCUUGAUCAUCUCGCGAUGGAUCAAAAUGAUCCCCGGAUGAAUUCCAUCCAGGCUUGGGUUCGAGACGGGGGCCACCGGACAGUGUGCAUCUUCGGCAUCAAUGAUCUAACGAUCACAAUGGCUCAGAGGCAGGUGUUGGAGCUUACGGCAGAAAUCUUGGGAAAUAUGCAGGUCUGGGGCGUAUCUCAAUACUUCAGAAAAAUCAUCCUGGACUUGAGUAGAAAAACUCCGUGGGACGGCGUGAGACCGGCGUUCUUAAGAGUGGAAAAGGCUUGA